This is a messenger RNA of Mustela lutreola (European mink), 1924 nucleotides long. RefSeq names its product zinc finger C3HC-type containing 1 (gene ZC3HC1). Gene Ontology annotation, molecular function: zinc ion binding. The transcript is spliced from 11 exons. Bases 40 to 1548 code for a protein of 502 amino acids. Gene Ontology annotation, cellular component: nucleus. The record is from RefSeq and is a predicted model, not a curated record. Lineage: Eukaryota; Metazoa; Chordata; Mammalia; Carnivora; Mustelidae.
CUUCAAACCCGCGGGGAAGCAAGUCGGCAACGGACCAAGAUGGCGACGCCCAGUGAGGGGCAAGCUUUUGCCGCGGGGGUUGAAAAGAAUUGGGGUGUAGUUGUUCGCUCCCCAGAAGGGACGCCCCAAAAAGUCCGGCAGCUGAUAGAUGAGGGGAUUGCCCCGGAAGAGGGGGGCGCGGAAGCGAAGGACACAUCUGCCACAUUCCAGUCAGUUAAUGGAUCGCCCCAAGCAGAACAGCCUCCAUUGGAAUCUACAAGCAAAGAAGCCUUCUUCAGCAGAGUGGAAACAUUUUCUUCUCUGAAAUGGGCAGGUAAGCCCUCUGAGCUGUCUCCACUCGUCUGUGCGAAAUACGGCUGGGUCACCGUGGAGUGUGACAUGCUGAAGUGCUCCAGCUGCCAGGCUUUUCUCUGUGCCAGUUUACAACCAGCUUUUGAUUUUGACCGAUAUAAGGACCGAUGUGCUGAGCUGAAGAAAGCCUUGUGCACCGCCCAUGAGAAGUUCUGUUUCUGGCCAGACAGCCCCUCCCCAGAUCGAUUUGGGAUGUUGCCAUUGGAUGAACCUGCUGUUCUUGUUAGUGAAUUUCUAGAUCGUUUUCAAAGCCUUUGUCACUUGGACCUCCAGCUUCCUUCCUUGAGGCCAGAGGACUUGAAAACUAUGUGCUUGACAGAAGACAAGAUCAGUCUUCUCCUACACCUGCUUGAAGAUGAACUUGACCACCGAACUGAUGAGAAAAAAACUGCAAGCAAAUUAGGCUCAGACAUCCAAGUCCACGUCACUGCCUGUGUCCUCUCUCUGUGUGGCUGGGCGUGUAGUUCUUCUUUGGAACCGCUGCAGCUCUCCCUGAUAAGCUGUUCACAGUGUAUGAGGAAGGUGGGGCUCUGGGGCUUCCAGCAGAUUGAGUCCUCCAUGACGGACCUGGAUGCGUCUUUGGGCCUGACCAGCUCUCCCCUCCCAGGCCCUGAGGGGAAGCCGGAGCGCUUCCCUCUUGUGCCUGAGUCUCCUCGGAGGAUGAUGACCCGGAGCCAGGAUGCCACGUGUUCCCCUGGCUCAGAGCAGGCCGAAAGGAGCCCUGGUCCCGUCAUCUCCCGAACUCGGAGCUGGGACUCUUCCAGUCCCGUCGACCGUCCUGAGCCAGAGUCUGCCAGCCCCACCACGAGAAGCCGGCCGGUGACCCGCAGCAUGGGAACGGGAGACAGCACUGGCCUGGAAGUGCCGUCAAGCCCUCUCCGGAGGGCCAAGCGCGCUCGCCUCUGCUCUUCCAGCAGCUCGGAUACAUCAUCCCGAAGCUUCUUUGACCCCACCUCUCAGCACAGAGACUGGUGCCCGUGGGUGAAUGUCACACUUGGCCAGGAAACCAGGGAACAUGGCGGAACAGAGGUAGACGCCAGUGCCACCUCAGAACCAGGCUGGAAGGCCGUGCUGAACAUCCUCCUGGCCCACAAGCAGUCCAGCCAGCCGGCCGAAACAGACUCCACGAGUCUCUCGGAGAAAUCAAGGAAGGUAUUCCGAAUAUUCCGGCAGUGGGAAUCGUUAUGUUCAUCCUGAAGCUAUUCAGGAUGAAUAUAUUCAGCCCUUCCUGGAGAGAAGCGGAAUGAGUGACUUUGAGAAAUAAAGUCUGAAUUCCUUUUCGGCCAGCUGAUGCUAAGUUUUUCUCCAUUCCGGUUCAAUCAUAAGGAGCCCCUGUCCUUGCAAAAGGCAGUGAGUGUCACUGUCUACAUCUGACUGAGGGGGCGCCUGUCUCCAUGCCGGGGUGGGGACGGGUGGAAUUCAGCAAGCCCACUUCUGUUAAAGGAGUGCGGGGUUAUUCCACCAUCCAGAAGACCAAGGACUUGAGCACUUUUACCCUCUUUCAGUACGCGGCAGUGUUUUGAGGACUCUUCUAUCCCGAGAAUAUGACAAUACUUCAAAGAGAGGUAAUUGG